This is a messenger RNA of Apis mellifera (honey bee), 940 nucleotides long. It is a transcript of the gene RpL6, whose product is annotated as 60S ribosomal protein L6. Gene Ontology annotation, molecular function: RNA binding; structural constituent of ribosome. Gene Ontology annotation, cellular component: ribosome; cytosolic large ribosomal subunit. The record is from RefSeq and is a predicted model, not a curated record. Lineage: Eukaryota; Metazoa; Arthropoda; Insecta; Hymenoptera; Apidae. Gene Ontology annotation, biological process: ribosomal large subunit assembly; cytoplasmic translation. The transcript has 4 exons. Bases 65 to 889 code for a protein of 274 amino acids.
AGAAUACAGCAUACAGCCAAUAGGUAAAGAUAGAAUAUAGAUUCUUUUAACUGCACGAAUUACGAUGACUGACACAAAGGAAACAAACGAAACAAAAUUAAAAUCUCCUGAGAAGAAAGAAAUUUCUUCUGUUAAAAAAGGUGAAAAGAAAGGUCGAAUUAGACCAAGAAACUAUGACUUAGGAAAUGGUGUUUAUAGAUUUAGUCGUACUCGUAUGUUUCAUAAAAAAGCCAUUUACAAAUUUCUUAGCAAAAAAACUCCAAAAAGUGUUAAACCUAAAAAACCAAUUACUAUUGAAAAAAAAAUUAGUGGUGACAAAAAUGGAGAAAAACGUAUUGUAUUAUUAAAGAAAAGACGUGCAAAUUAUCCUACUGCAGAUCCAGUGACUGUACAUCAUGCCAAAAAAUGUUUUCGCGAUCACCGUCGUUAUUUGAGACCAUCUUUGAAACCAGGAACAAUUUGUAUUUUACUUGCUGGUGCUCAUAAAGGAAAACGUGUUGUUUUCUUAAAACAACUUAAGAGUGGUUUGCUAUUAAUCACAGGUCCUUUUUUGAUCAAUGCUUGCCCACUUCGUAGAGUUAGUCAAAACUAUGUAAUUGCUACUUCUACACGUAUUAAUAUUUCUGGUUUGAAAAUUCCUUCUCAUAUUAAUGAUGAUUAUUUUAAGAGAAAACGUGAAAAACGUGCGAAAAAAGAAGAAGGUGAUAUUUUUAGUAAAAAGAAAGAUGAAUAUAAACCAAGUGAUCAAAGAAAAGCUGAUCAAAAAGUGGUUGAUAAAUUUGUGAUUUCUGCUAUCAAAAGAAACAAGGAGAAAAAAAUGUUAUUUACCUAUUUAUCGGCGAUGUUUGGCUUAAGAAGUAGUCAAUAUCCACACAGAUUAAAAUUCUAAUUUUUUGUGAUUUGAAUAUAUAAAUACAGAAUAAACAAAAAUUAAUAUAAA